Molecule: messenger RNA, 420 nt
Organism: Cottoperca gobio
Lineage: Eukaryota; Metazoa; Chordata; Actinopteri; Perciformes; Bovichtidae
Product: p53-induced death domain-containing protein 1
Exons: 3
Coding region: 1-420 (139 amino acids)
Biological process (GO): signal transduction
Molecular function (GO): protein binding
Source: RefSeq, a predicted model, not a curated record
AUGCCCAACAAAGCCCAAGAGGAUGCUGUUAUUAACCUGAAGACACUGCAGGACAUUUCCAGUCAGCUUGGCUUUGAGUGGACAGUAUUGGGGUACGAGCUUGGCUUCAACAGGACUGAGAUUGGGCGAUUCCACGCCAAAUCUACACAGAAGAGUGUCCAGGCUAGGACCAUGUUGGAAAGCUGGUAUGAGAAGUCAUGGGAAAAGCCCAAUAAGACCAAGCUGCUGCAGGAUGGACUGGAGCGAGCAGGCAGACGGGACCUGGCUGAGAGACUGCACUGCCUCCACUGGGGCCAUCAGAAGCUGAGCCAUAGGGUUGAGCUGCCCUCGGCCUUCCCCUUCCUCAUCACCGUCCACAAGACCAUCCACAACCAAGACGCACUACGCAGGAUCAACGACCUCAACCCUAGAUACACUUAA